Molecule: messenger RNA, 726 nt
Organism: Cladocopium goreaui
Lineage: Eukaryota; Dinophyceae; Suessiales; Symbiodiniaceae
Source: the annotation of a GenBank genome assembly
AUGACCAAUGAUGCACUGAGAAUGCGGCACAUGGAAGAGAAGCUCCGUGUCAAGUUCAAGGCUGACGCAGUGGUCUUCAGGAAAGAUUCUCUAUCGUGCAAGAUGAUGGCCAUGGCAUUUGGGUCCGAUGUGGAAUUCCCCCAAGUGGCAAGAGGCUACGUGGCAGCCACAGGCAGCCCCACCUUGAAUCUUCUGAGGCCGCUUUUGUUGGAGCAAGCUGCGCCCAGAAAGUCACUUGCUGAAGUUCAUUUGCAGGAGGAUGGCCUCUCAAUCCCACUGGCCAAUGCGAAUAUCAAGAGCGAAGCUGGACAGGGAGGGCUUUCCAACCUUCCUCCCACGGAGGGUGCCAGUAUUUGGAGAAGAGGACCUCCACGGAGUGGCGCCAAUUGCCUUCGCAACAAGGCGAUCCCGUGCUUGACAACUUCCUCGCCAAGCAAGCUCACGCCAUAUGGGCCGUCCAAACACGGCGGGCUUGAGGAUUUUGUGGGUGCUGUUACUAAGCAAAAUCAGCUGGACCCGGACUCAUUCGUGGAGUUCGUGGAGGAUCUCCUCACUGAGAUUGAGGCCGCCAUGGAGAAUCAAGUGCAGACCAGAGCUGCGAAAGCUGCUGCCAUCAACGUGCUCAAGAAGAAAUUGCCACCUGAACUCCUGUUGGUGAGCACGUUCUCGAAACAAGACUUGUACAAAGCCUCGAAGCAUCAUCCCCAGAACCACUAUGGAUGGUAG